Pectinophora gossypiella (pink bollworm) is the source of this 1504-nucleotide messenger RNA. RefSeq lists its product as uncharacterized. The coding region runs from base 76 to 729 and encodes 217 amino acids. The transcript has 3 exons. The record is from RefSeq and is a predicted model, not a curated record. Lineage: Eukaryota; Metazoa; Arthropoda; Insecta; Lepidoptera; Gelechiidae.
UGUAGGUCAAGGUUUGUAAUUGGGGAGACUUUUGUCUAAUUGCGUAUGGUCAAAAAUAGGGAUAAGUGAAAAACAAUGUCGUUAAAAGCUUAUGAAGAUGCGUGCACCAGAGCCGAAUUAUUUGGCCAGCCUUUGCCGGACAGAGAAGAGUUUCUGGCAAGACACAAACAUUUGGAUGUCGUCGAAUUUGAGGAAGUGGAAAUAAAGACUGCAGAGAACACAGCCAUGUUGGAUGACGGCAUGAAAGAGGCGAGUGGUGGUCUGGCUGAGCUGAACACUAUACUAACGUCGACACAAACCAAGAUUAAUAAAUUAAAGGGCGUAUGUGGCAGUUUGACAAACUUCUUCCGCGUGAAACUGAUGACAAAAGACAACCUAUCAUACUCCAGCGACCCUAGUUACGUCGGACAAACGAAUUACGACAGAGAUUACGUCCCUUCCGUGGAAGUAGGCUCUAUAAACGACGGCCUUGGUCCCAAUGACAAUGAAAUGACACCGCGCGCGGGAAAUUCGAAAAAAGAUGGCGGCGAUAUAAUGUCCGCUUUAGACGAUUUGCAUAGAAUACAGAAAGUGGAAGAUACAGCUAUUGUUAGUACGGCUACGGUGAAAGAUAUUGGUAAGCAAAUAACUUCUCAGACUAGCAGGCUGGAUCAGAUGUUAAACCAAGCGGACAGGGCCGAGGCGUCGCUACAACACCAGAACAAACAGAUGAGAACGUUUUUGCGAUAAUUUAUAACAAUAACAACAUAAACAACAGUUUGUUGAACAUAUUCUUAUGCGAUCGUGCUCGUUUUGAUGACAAUUAAAACACAAAGCUGCAAUUAUUUAUCUAUAAUGAGUUAGUUACGAUUAAUUAUUGUAUUAAGUUUUAAUAAUGGCUGUGGUUGUCACAUAUUCAUUGUAUAAUGGGCACAUGAACGCUCUCCAUAAAGUUCUCUGUGAUGACUGCUGUGCAGUUUCUCAUUUGCAGCAGAAGAAACUUAAGUACCUAAUGAGACUAGAUAUUUUUUGGAUCAGGUACGAAAGUUAAUAACAAUGUUAAUAUUACUCUCGAAUUGGCUUAAAAAUUAAUGCACUUAGCUGAUUGAUAGAACUUUUAAUGCAUUGGAUAUUGAUGAAAGCGUUGGUAAAUGAUCUACUUACGACUUUUAUGAGGCCUAAGGUAAUAGAUGAGGUGGAAUAAAAUAGGUAUAAGACACGUACUAUCACCUAACAAUGUGAUAAGUCCAGUUUAAAAAAUGUUUGGGUGUAGAUCUUGUUGUUAUUGAAGUUUGAAUGAAGAAGUGAUGAGUGUUUCUUUACAAUUCCAGUAACUAAACUACCUAAGUACUGUUUGCACGCUAUAGAGCGUGCUUAUUGCUUAGAAUAAAAGCCCCUAACAUCCCCGCAUAACUCAUAACAUCCCUAGCGGAUAUCGGAUAUAUUGCGUAAGGUGAUGGAACCUUCUACGACUAGUUCUACGAGCACUUCGAAUCCAUCAUUUUCGGACUUGGAUCGGAUGUAG